Messenger RNA from Gadus chalcogrammus (walleye pollock), 1884 nucleotides. RefSeq names its product epsin 3b (gene epn3b). Gene Ontology annotation, molecular function: clathrin binding; phospholipid binding. NCBI's taxonomy places the organism in Eukaryota, Metazoa, Chordata, Actinopteri, Gadiformes, Gadidae. The transcript is spliced from 12 exons. The coding region runs from base 1 to 1884 and encodes 627 amino acids. Gene Ontology annotation, cellular component: plasma membrane; clathrin vesicle coat; endosome. Gene Ontology annotation, biological process: endocytosis. The record is from RefSeq and is a predicted model, not a curated record.
AUGACCACCUCAGCCCUGCGUCGCCAAGUGAAGAACAUUGUGCACAACUACUCCGAAGCAGAGAUCAAGGUGCGCGAGGCCACCUCCAACGACCCAUGGGGGCCCUCCUCCUCCCUCAUGACGGAGAUCGCUGACCUGACCUUCAACGUGGUGGCGUUCGCCGAGGUCAUGGGCAUGCUCUGGAAACGCCUCAACGACAGCGGGAAGAACUGGAGACACGUGUACAAGGCCCUGACCCUUUUGGACUACGUCCUGAAGACCGGCUCAGAGAGGGUCGCGCAUCAGUGCCGGGAGAACGCCUUCACCAUCCAGACGCUGCGGGACUUCCAGUUCGUGGACCGCGACGGCAGGGACCAGGGCGCCAACGUAAGGGAGAAGUCCCGCCAGCUGGUGUGUCUUCUGCGGGACGUGGAGCGACUGCGGCAGGAAAGGAGCCAGGCCUUGAAGACCAAGGAGCGCAUGGCCGGCGGCGGUAGUGGAGGUGGCAGUGGAGGAGGAGGUGGCAGUGGAGGAGGAGGGGGAGCUGAAGGGGGGAUCUACGGAGGGGUCCCCCCGUCCUACCACCCCGGCCGGCGAACCAGCCAGCCCAGCAUGGCCGUGCUCUACGGGGAAGAGUUCAGCCGUUCGCAAGGCUCUCCGUCCUCCUUCAACUCCUCGUCCUCGUCCCCUCGAGAGGCGGCCUCCGACCUUGAGCAGGCCCGCCCCCAGACCAGCGGGGAGGAGGAGCUCCAGCUGCAGCUCGCCCUGGCCAUGAGCAGGGAGGAGAACCAGAAGGAGCAGCGCUGUCGCCAAGGCGACGACUCACUGUUACAGAAGGCCCUGGACGAGAGAAGGAGGGAGAGCCAGUCAGACACGCAGGAGCCCUCCAUGCUGGAUCUGGUGGACGUCUUUGGGGCCCCUCCCUCUCAGGUCCCACCUCCCUCCAGUAAUGACCUCUGGCCCUCCACCCAGCACGCCUCGGACGUCUCCCCGGACCCCUGGGACUCUGUGGCGGUCCACUCCGGCAGCCCCCCGCGGGGCGGUCCCUGGGGGGACGCCGCCGCUGGCCCGGCCCCUCCCGCCGCGGCGCCCGCCCACGCGUCCAACCCAUGGGCCCCGUCCUCCGCCUCGCCCACGGACCCCUGGGAGCCCGAGCCCCAGUCCCCCAGCGACGGCCCCCCUGGCUGGGGGAGCCCCGCGCGGCGCACUGCAGGAGUGGAUCAGACGGACCCGUUCUCCGUGGAGGAACAGGGGGGUCUGAACGACGAGGCUCCUCACAUCUCCUCGCCCCAGCUGGUUGGAGCGGGUUCUGAAGCAGGUCGGUUGGACAGGCCGGCGGAGUCGGACCCCUUCGGAGACGCGGACGCCGCGGCCUCCGGUGCGUUAGGCUCGGAGCACCCGCAGGCGAGGCCGCAGGUGAACGGGCGCGGCGCGGCCAGCCCGGAGAUGUUUGACCUGUCGCGCCUGGCGCCGCCGCUCAGCGCCCCGCCCCUUCGCAUGUGCCGGACCCCCGAGGCCUUCCUGGGGCCCACGGGGGCCUCGCUGGUCAACCUGGACGUCCUCAUCUCCUCGUCGCCCCCCGGCAAGAUGCACCAGAACCCCUUCCUCUCAGGCCUGACCGCCCCGUCGCCCACCAACCCCUUCCGCUGCGACCAGCCCCGGCUGACCCUCAACCAGAUGCGGCCGGCCUCCACCUCGCCGCUGCCGCCCCACAUGCUCCCCUACAGCCCCUCUCUGCCCCUGCCGCUCCGCCGCCAGCAGCCCGUGCUGGCGUCCUCUCUGACCCAGCCCUCCGGCGGGCCCAUGGACCUGCCCUCCAACCUGCCCCGGCCCCUGCUCCCCCUGUCCCCCCGCCCGGCCCCCCGCGCCCAGGCCCACGCACACAGCCACAACCCCUUCCUCUGA